AGGAAAAAAACAAACAGAAGCAGUACCCUCCCGCGGACAGCAACAAGAGUGGCGAGAGGAAGUGAAAAAUUAGGGUUCUUGACAAGAGACCUUGGAGGAGGGAAGACGUUGAGGCGUCUAGGGUUUUCGGCCGUUGAGUAAGAUGAAGGCGAAGGAAUCUUCACUGGGACGAAACGCCCCCUUCCCCAAACGUUGCUAACAGUCGAGAAAUAUGGGCAUAUAUAUCAUCCGAAAUCCGCAUCUGGGAGCAAUAGUUCCAUCUCUAGCCGCCGGUCCACCUUGGAGCUAUACUUUCACUACUUUCCAGCCUGCUGUAUGCCCUCUUCCUCCUUUCCCACCAGUCUAAACUGGAAGACCCUCGUUAAAAUCCUAAAACCUGUGGGAAACCUGUAGCGCAUGACAGCACCGGACGAGAAAUUUUAAGGCAUUUGGGUAUUGACCUGAACAAGUAAAGAGGCCCUGCAGCUACAAUUUGAUCAAUAUUUGAAUCAAUGGCUCGAUUCCGAAAUAGAAAGAAGAAGGUAUUUAUAAAGCCAGCGGUGACAAAAAAACAACAAAAUGUUGAUCAUAUCACUGGAGAUAAGAUACCAAAAAAUUUUGUGUUUUCAAGGUCAAAACUGCCUGGGCCUCUCAGGCAAUUGGAAAUGGACUUGAGGAAGUUGAUGCUUCCAUUUACUGCUCUAAAGCUAAAGGAGAAGAAACGAAAUACUCUCAAGGACUUCUUGAAUGUUGCAGGGCCUAUGGGUGUGACACAUUUUCUCAUACUGUCAAAAACCAGUUCUGCACCCUACCUGAGGGUUGCAAGGACUCCACAAGGCCCUACUCUCACUUUUAAGAUACAUGAGUACUCAUUGGCAGUUGACAUUGCUCAAUCCCAAUUGCAUCCAAGAUGCCCUAAAGAUCUCUUCAAAAAUCCACCCCUGAUUGUCCUUUCUGGUUUUGGGACUGGUGAACAGCAUCUAAAGCUUACUACUAUUAUGUUUCAGAACAUUUUUCCUGCCAUUGAUAUUAACACUGUUAACUUAUCAUCAUGCCAGAGAAUUGUUCUACUUAAUUACAAUAAAGAGACAAAGGUUAUUGAUUUUCGGCAUUAUUCCAUCAGAUUACAGCCUAUUGGUGUAUCCCGUAGAAUUAGGAAAUUUGUGCAGAACCAUCAGGUCCCUGAUUUAAGGAAUCUUCAAGAUGUCAGCGACUUUGUUACAAAGGCUGGUUAUGGAUCAGAAAGUGAAGCAGAUGAUGAAGCAGCAACUGUUACUCUAGCAAGUGAUCUUGGUAGAGUUAACCGAGCUUCCGCAAAAAGUGCUGUCAAGCUGCAAGAGAUGGGUCCUAGAAUGACUCUACAAUUAAUUAAAAUCGAGGAAGGAUUGUGCUCUGGUGGAGUCAUCUUCAGCGAAAGCGGAAAUCAAGGUGAAAAGAAUAAGCAGGAUAAGGAAGAGGAUAAUAAACAAGACAGUGAAGGGGAGGACAGUGAAGAAGGUGAGGAUGGUGAAGAAAGUGAAGAUUUGGAGGAAGAUUAAUCCUAGGAUUGGCUAUGAAUCAAUCUAGCAUCAGGAUCACAGGUGGCAAAAGCAAGGUGUGAGGAUCUAGGCUGGUUUCAUUGUUCCUGUAGUCUAUUGCGUGGUAUGGCAUUUGAGAUGCCUAUCUUUGGGAGAUGCACGAAAGUUUUGUCCUUUUUUUAUCCUUCUACUAAUCAUUGUUUUGUUUGAAACUCAUUGGGUACAGACGCUCCUAAGUUUUGCCAUAAGUAUAACUAACUAUGUGUGAUUUGAAAUCUGAGAAGAAUCCAGUCAUACCUUGAGAUUUUUUGUAAAUAACAUAGCAUCCCGUGUACUUCCAGAAAUAGUUAGAUACUUUCUUACUUUAUAAAGUAAGGAAUUUCUUUGCUUUUA
Messenger RNA from Malania oleifera, 1889 nucleotides. Its product is annotated as peter Pan-like protein. The record is from RefSeq and is a predicted model, not a curated record. The coding region runs from base 492 to 1517 and encodes 341 amino acids. Lineage: Eukaryota; Viridiplantae; Streptophyta; Magnoliopsida; Santalales; Ximeniaceae. Gene Ontology annotation, molecular function: rRNA binding. Gene Ontology annotation, cellular component: preribosome, large subunit precursor. Gene Ontology annotation, biological process: rRNA processing; ribosomal large subunit assembly. The transcript has 9 exons.